Molecule: messenger RNA, 3232 nt
Organism: Blepharisma stoltei
Lineage: Eukaryota; Ciliophora; Heterotrichea; Heterotrichida; Blepharismidae
Source: the annotation of a GenBank genome assembly
AUGCUAUGCUGCACAAAGAAGAAAAAGCUUCCUAUGUUUAAAAAGGCUGAUAUUUACUUACUUUCUCAAAAAUACAGGCUUUCUAAUCAAGAAUUGCAGUUAAAUGAGCAAAGGUUUAACAGAAUGGCCCAAGGCGACUCCUUUACAAUCCAAGCUUUUCGAGAAAACAUGGGCCUUUUAGGCUUGCAGUCUACAAGGAUGAUUGCUGACCGUAUCUUUAAGGUGAUGGACAAAAAGAACACAGGCCGCGUCACCUUUGAAGAAUUCCUUGAUUAUAUGGAUGUCCUUAUGCAUGGCACUCCAGAUGAAAAAGCUUAUCAGUCUUUUAAACUUGUAAAAAAGCGGGACCGUGACGAAAUCACAUAUGACGAUUUUGCCUCUUGGCUCAUCAGUGUUUGAAAAAUGUACAAUGCCCUUACUGGGAGUGAGGUAAAUGCUAGUGAGGAUGGGAUCAGAAAAUACUUCGAUUUACUUGACUUUAAGAAAGAUGGGGUUAUUGAUUUUGAAGAAUACAAGCUCAGCAUGAAAAAUAAUAAAGAACUUUUUGAGUGGUUUGACUUUGUGAAUCGAGGGGUAGCUGAGAAGUUUAAUGAAGAGGUCGUUCCAGAAAUACAAGAAAAAAACCCAUUUGUACAAAGACUUGAAACGGUUGAAAAACAAUUAGCAAGCUGCAUUGAGCUGCUACUUGGAAAUAAAGUUGAACAAGAGCCAGCAGCGCAGGUGAAGCCUCCACCAUUUCCACAAAUAUCACCUCUUUCGUUGCCGUCAUUGGGUGGGCAGUCUUUUAAAGCUUCAGAGCCUCCGCUACCUAUAGAAAGAGAAGAGGAAGAGCCAAGCUAUAUCAGGACUUCAGAAAUACCUAUUGAUAUUGAUGAAGUUGACUUACUCCCCCCCCCCCCCUCCGUGAGCGAACAAAAAAAUUUUGUUCACUCACGGAGGGGGGUUAAUUUUUUUUUUUAAAAAAAAUUUAUAUAUAAAUUUUAUAAAAAAUAUUUUUUUCGAAAUUUAAAAAAUCCUAAUUUGCAAAAAUUGGGAAGCAAAUAUUAAUUUAAUUUGCAAAAUUUAUGUUUUAAAACGCAAUUUGUUUAAAAUUAAACAGAAUUAGCUCUAGAUUUCAUUAUACUAAUUAUCACUUAUAUAUCAAAAUUUUUUUCCAUUAAAAUUUUUUUCUAUAUUAAAAAAAUUUUUGUUCGCUCACGGAGGGUGGGUUUUUGGUCAAAAAAUGGUGAUUUUUCUAAUGGUUUUGUUCGCUCACGGAGGGGGGGGGGAGUUAGAAAGCAUGCUUUCUUUAGCUGAUGAAACCAUGGAUGAUGCCCAUUUUAUAUCAGAUUGCCAGCUUUUAGGAGAUAAAGAAAACUUUAAGGUGGGAAUGCGCAAAUUAAGUGAAGAAGAAAAAGUCAAAAAGGAAGAAGAGGAAGAAAAAGAGGCAGAGGAGGAUAUAGAGCCUGAAUAUUCAGGCAAAAAUGCUGUGCUAUCUAUGCUAAGAGACCUUUCAGAGAAAAUGAAAUCUUUAAGAGUUGAUGUCGAAGAAAAUGCUCAGGAUAAGUCACCAUGAAUAAGGAAAAAAUCAAGUGCAAGAACCAAUGUGCCUAAGCCAAUUCUUGAAAGGAAAAAUACUUUUGUUCAAUGGGGUGAUGAGGAUUGGAAUUUAAUUUUGAAUAUGAUGUUAGGGAUCCAAAAAACUGUAAAAGCAGCAGCUACAAUCCCAACAGCUGAAGGGCCUCCAACAAACGAUGAUUUCAAAGAAGUUAGAAAGCAUUCUUUGCUGCCUGGUCAGCUUAAUGCCCAAAGAAGCAUUUGCAGAUUUAGAGACUACGCCCCAUUGAUUUUUGACAGAAUCAGGAAAUUUUAUGGACUGGAAGCUCAUGCUUAUAUAAAAUCAUUAGGUGUUGAAAAAAUCAUGAGCAGCCUCUUAAAAAGUGAAUUUUCUUCACUCAUAAUUAAAAUAUGGCGUCUUCGUCUAGGCAUGGCCUCCCGGCCAUGCAGCCUCGACUCAUAUUUUAAUUAUAUCCGGCAAGGUUUUACCAUUUCAGAGAUGGACAGCAAUGCUAGGUAAGCAAUUCUGGUAGCUUUCAGAGCCUAGCCCUAGUCUAUUCUCAGGGGUGGAUUUUUCCUCGUGGGGAAGGAAGGUGCAGGGUUGGAAAGGGGAAGCCCAGCAAAGUCCUCUGGACCAUUCGGGCAACUCCCUAGCGUGAAACUGGGCGUUACGUCCCAGGCUUUGCAUUUUUCCUUUUUGCCGAUAGCCGACCAGAAAAAAUCCAUUUUUUGGGUUUUUCGGAAAAGCAACCCAUGUACAAGCAAGUAGCUCAUCCAUGAGCCGUCGAAGACGUGGACAUUUGCCCUAGAAGCACCUUGGCGAUCGAAGCGAGUUUGUCUCCAGCAGGCUGGUGGGCCCGAUGCGACGAAAGGCGAGUGAUAAACCUGGAGUUGUAACCCCGUAGUGGACGUUAAGCGAUAUAAAUUCCAUAAGAUAAGAUAAGAAUUUUCUUCACUCAUAGGCUUAAUGUCGACAGGAAAAAGCGGCAGCUUUUUCUAUUUUAGUGAUGAUGGAAAAUAUGUCCUUAAAACCAUGACUCGGGAAGAAUACGUAUUUCUAAAAAAAAUCCUCCCAGAUUAUUAUCGACAUCUUAUAGACAACCCCAACACUCUUAUUCCUCGUUUUUUUGGAUUUCACAAAAUAAUGUAUAAAAACAGAAAACAGUUCGUUAAAAGAUAUUUCAUUGUCAUGGCAAAUGUAUUUUACAGUGGAUACGAAGUUCAUAUGAGAUAUGACUUAAAAGGAUCGACUUAUGGAAGAGAAACGAAUCCUGAAGAAGACUAUACAGUUGCUAGAAAAGAUUUGGAUUUUACGAGGUCUCAGAUGAAAAUCAAGCUAGGGUCUAUGAUGAGAGAAGAGUUUUUGAGGCAGGUCACCCUUGACUGUGAAUUUUUUGAGCAUAUGGAAAUAAUAGACUAUAGCUUACUGGUAGGAAUUCACCAUUUAAGGGAUGAAACUAUACCUAGGACAGAAAAUGCACCGCUUGUGGAAAAAGAUAAUGGGGGAACUGUUUCAUUUGAUAGGCAAGAACUAUAUUUUCUUGGAAUUAUUGAUAUUCUAACAUUUUAUAGUGCUAGAAAGAAACUUGAACAUAUGAUCAAAGGUGGGCUAUAUGGAGCGGACCAAAUUUCUUGUGUCCCACCGUCAGCUUAUGCGAGCAGGUUCAUUAAUUUCAUCACAUCUAUUGUUGAAUAA